Dipodomys spectabilis (banner-tailed kangaroo rat) is the source of this 1928-nucleotide messenger RNA. RefSeq names its product U6 snRNA biogenesis phosphodiesterase 1 (gene Usb1). The coding region runs from base 84 to 905 and encodes 273 amino acids. Gene Ontology annotation, biological process: U6 snRNA 3'-end processing. Gene Ontology annotation, molecular function: 3'-5'-RNA exonuclease activity. NCBI's taxonomy places the organism in Eukaryota, Metazoa, Chordata, Mammalia, Rodentia, Heteromyidae. Gene Ontology annotation, cellular component: nucleus. The record is from RefSeq and is a predicted model, not a curated record. The transcript is spliced from 7 exons.
GGGAGCACUUCCGGCUCCACGGAACUCCGGAUGCGCCGUGAGGUUGCCCGCGGGACCCGCCCGGUAGUCUCGGACGCGGCCCCAUGAGCGUGGCGCCCCUGGUGGGCUACAGCAGCAGCGGCUCGGAGGAUGAGGGUGAGGCCGAAGCGGAGGCCGCGUCUGCGGCCACGGGGUGGAUCGGGCCCGGGAAUGGACGGCGCCGUCGAAGCCAGAGCCCCCUGCCCUGUGAGAGGCUUCCAGUACCUGAGAGUGUGCUGAACAUGUUUCCCAGCACAGCGGAAGGGCCUGAGGAUGAUUGUACAAAACAUGGGGGACGGAUUCGCACAUUUCCCCAUGAGCGGGGCAACUGGGCCACCCACAUCUACAUACCAUAUGAAGCUAGGGAAGAAUUCCUGGACCUGCUUGAUGUGUUGCUGUCCCACGCCCAGACCUAUGAGCCCCGGCUGGUAAGGAUGGAGGAAUUCCACCUCAGCCUGUCUCAGAGUGUGGUCCUGCGCCACCACUGGAUCCUCCCCUUUGUACAGGCCCUGAAACACCAUAUGACCUCCUUUCAAAAAUUCUUCUUUACUGCCAACCAAGUAAAGAUUUAUACCAAUCAAGAGAAAACCAGGACCUUUAUUGGGUUUGAGGUUACCUCAGGGCAUGCCCAGUUCCUGGACCUAGUUUCAGAGGUGGACAGAGUCAUGGAAGAGUUCGGCCUUGCCACUUUCUACCAGGACCCUUCAUUCCAUGUCAGUCUGGCCUGGUCCGUGGGUGACGCACAUCUGCAGCUAGAAGGGCAGUGCCUCCAGGAACUACAGGAGAUCGUGGAUGAGUUUGAAGACUCUGAACUGCUGCUGCGAGUGCUAGCUGAACAGAUCCGCUGCAAGUCUGGGAACAAGUUCUUCUCCGUGCCUUUGAAGUGAGCCACAGAUGCUUUCCUGGACUCAGGCCACUCUGCAGGCCAGGCUGCAGCUAGGGGAGCCUAUCAAUACCCGUGGAGAUGCUCCGGCCUUCCUCUAGGAGGCCCCAGCUCCAUUCCUGACUCUUCCUGGGAGCUGGCUAGAGAGAACCUGGUCUCUGGGAUUUACAGGUUGGAUGCUACUGUGUGGCAGUCAUUCCCAGAAAUCACCAGUAGAGGGAAGCCUGGACUUUGUCAUUCUUGCUCUGUGGUAGUGUUACAAAGAAAAAAAUGAGGGUCACUAGGGGAUUCCAUCCACAUCUAGCCAGAACCCCAACUGAAGUCCCUCUAGGCCCACUAACGCAGGCUCUGCCUCAGCUUGCAUUGUGGUUCCAUAGGACUCAGCCAAUUUUUUUUUUUCAAGUCAUCAUACCUUAUGAAGCUAGGACUUAGGGGCUUCAGUGGGACUGUCACCUCGGUGACAGGAGGGAAGGGAAGCAUGGGAAUGGUAAGUUUUAUAGAAGAGCAAGUUAAGUGUACCUUGCCUGGGUUAGGAGAACUCACCUGCUCCAGUGUAGCCCAGACACAGAUCUGGAAGUGUGCCACCACUAUUUAUCUACGUUUGUCUCCCCAUUCUGCACCAGUAGAGGCCAUUUCAGGACUAGGCACCGGGUGCUAACUUGUGGUAGGCAGCAGCUUUCUCCAUUCCUUCCUCCCACUCCCCAGGUGCCUAGGGAGUCUUGAACAGAUGUUUCAUUUUGGCUUGGCCAUGGCUGGAAGCCAGGCCUCCAACACUCUGACCUCUGGCUUCCCCCAUCAACUUUCCCAAAGAGGCAGAGAGGUACCUCCCUGCAAAGUCCUCCACCUGCUGUUUGUGGAAGAGCCUUCUAAGAGGUGCCCAGAGAAUUACUGUUAUCAACGCCUCAAGAGGAUGAGGCCCAGUCCUUACCAGUUAUCAUUUGGGUUUCUGAUGAUGGAUGAAGUUAUUUUUGUUACAGUUUUAAAUUAUGUUAAAAAUUAAAAAAUGCAUUUUUCUCUUUUUUUCUCA